Messenger RNA from Triticum dicoccoides, 1069 nucleotides. Its product is annotated as uveal autoantigen with coiled-coil domains and ankyrin repeats-like. The annotation marks the transcript as partial. The transcript has 2 exons. The record is from RefSeq and is a predicted model, not a curated record. Lineage: Eukaryota; Viridiplantae; Streptophyta; Magnoliopsida; Poales; Poaceae.
CAGCGACGCGUCUUCCAUUCCACCUCCGACGAGUGCGUGACAACAGCGGCAGAUGACAGACAUGUCGUCACCGACCGCGCCUUGGUUUGCGGAUCUCUUCACAGAUGUCAGGGUGAGGACCCUGUCGCACCAGGUCACCACACUUGGGGAUAGUGUGUGGGAACUGGAGCGCAAAAUUACCCAGCUGAUCUGCGAGAAGGGCAAGCUGGAGAAGCAACUGGAGGAGACGAAGGCGAUCUCAAGCCACAAGGAAGAGGUGGAGAGAAGCUUCAAGGCUGAAAAUGAUAAGCUUCGGUCGGAAGUUUCGAUCGCAGAGGAAAAAUGUGGCAAGUCUGAAGCGGAGGUUGAGAGGCUAAGCAAGGAAUUAGGCGCGCUGGCGGAGGCAAAAGAGGGUGUUGCCAAGGAAUUCAACGACGAGAGAGCAAAAAUCUGGCUGGAAUCAGAGAAUCUCAAGAGACGGUUGGAGGAAAUUCAGGCUAUCAAUGAUUUGGCAGAGAGCGAAAAUGACAAGCUUCGUUCAGAGGCUUUGAUCGCAAAGGAAAAGCAAAACAUGUCCGAAGCAGAGAUUGAGAUGCUUAAGAUAGAACUAGGUGGGUUGGCGGAGGCCAAGGAGGCCGCCGCCAAGGCAUUUGAUGUAAAAAAUGCAGAACUCACCGAGGAAUUAGAGGAACUCAAGAGGAAGCUGAAGGAAAUCCAAACAAAUAAGGAUUUAGUGGAUGGAGAAAAUGAUAAGCUUCGGUCUGAGGUUUUCACAGCGGAGGAGAAAUGUGGGCAGUCUGAAGCAGAGGUUAAGUGCCUUAAACAAGUAGUGGGUGCAUUGGUGGAGGCGAAGGAGGCAGCGGCAAAGGCAUUUGAAGCCGAGAAGGUAGAAAUCAUGAAGGAAAUGGACAAUCUGAAGAGGACAAUAGAGGAAAUCCAGGCCAACAAGGAUUCAGUGGAGAGUCAAAACCAUGAGCUCCAGUCAAAGAUUUUGAUUGCAGAGCAGGAGUAUAGUGUAUUUAAAGCAGAGGUUAAGAGCCUCAAGGUCGAAUUGGGUGCAGUACAGGAGGCCAAGGAGGCUCAUGCCAAG